UUGAGCGACCUUGCUCUCCCCAUCGGCUUUCACCUUUUACGACAGUUUUCCGGCCUGGUUCGCGGUCGCGCCGGCCGUGUUUCCCUAGGCGCCAGUGUUUGGACAUUUCGUCCUUCCUGGCGGUGGCUGCCUUACUUUCUGGUAGAGGCGUGGAGUGGGUGGCCGCGGGCUCUGGAGUGGGAUGAACCGUGCACUCGGCGGAGGCAGCGGAACCGAGCAGGAGCCAUGGCCAGUACAGUGGUAGCAGUUGGACUGACCAUUGCUGCUGCAGGAUUUGCAGGCCGUUAUGCUUUGCAAGCCUUGAAGCAUAUGGAGCCUCAAGUCAAACAAGUUUUUCAAAGUCUACCAAAAUCUGCCUUCAGUGGUGGCUAUUACAGAGGUGGGUUUGAACCCAAAAUGACAAAACGGGAAGCAGCAUUAAUACUAGGUGUAAGCCCUACUGCCAAUAAAGGAAAGAUAAGAGAUGCUCAUCGACGAAUUAUGCUUUUAAAUCACCCAGACAAGGGAGGAUCUCCUUAUAUAGCAGCCAAAAUCAAUGAAGCUAAAGAUUUACUAGAAGGUCAAGCUAAAAAGUGAAGUAAAUAUAUGAUGAAUUUUAAAGUUCUUAUCAGUUAUGUGUACAAGUACCAGCUUUUUAUAAAAUGUCCCAAAGCUACAAAUUUUAGAAAUGAUUUAGCACAAAUUAAGUCGAACCCUUGUAUCAGUUUGUUUAAAUGUGAGGAUUUUGUCAUAAUAUAAAAGUUACAGAUUACUGCUCAGUAAUUAUGGGCAAAUACAUACCAUUUGAAUAGAAAUAUUUUUCACUAAUCAUUUAGCAAGUCAUUUAAUACUUACUCAAGGCAAAGUGAACAUGAAGGUCCCUGCUCUCAAGGAAGUCCAAUCUAAUGGGAGACUGAUAAUCUAGUAAUUAAAAUUCAAUGUGAUAAAUACUAUGAUGGAAAUUAGCAGAGGUUACAGGAGACUCAUCUCAUUGGGAAGAAAGGUUGUCAAGGUACAGAGAGCUGGCUCAGUGGCUUGGAGCUGUGAAUUUAAAAAUUUAGCCACAAUUUGACCUAAAAAAAAUUCAUGUAGGUAUGCAUAUGUCACUGACAGGAUUCAGAUUUCAUACAUUAAAAACUUGAUUAAAAAAGA
This is a messenger RNA of Phyllostomus hastatus (greater spear-nosed bat), 1131 nucleotides long. RefSeq names its product DnaJ heat shock protein family (Hsp40) member C19 (gene DNAJC19). Bases 226 to 576 code for a protein of 116 amino acids. Gene Ontology annotation, molecular function: ATPase activator activity. The record is from RefSeq and is a predicted model, not a curated record. Gene Ontology annotation, biological process: protein import into mitochondrial matrix. The transcript is spliced from 6 exons. NCBI's taxonomy places the organism in Eukaryota, Metazoa, Chordata, Mammalia, Chiroptera, Phyllostomidae. Gene Ontology annotation, cellular component: PAM complex, Tim23 associated import motor.